AUGCCACUGCAGAUCACGGCCGCCCACAGCUCUCGCGUUACGAAGUCAACAUCUCGCUCGGCGUCCUCUCCGUUUUCCUCGAAUCCUCGCCGUAAGCCUUCCCUGACGCCGAGGCGAAAAUCCGACGAUGGCGCCGGUCAGUCCCAAGAGCGCUUGGAGGAUGCAGGCCUCGUUACCACUUUGGCUGGUCCGGACACGCCUUGCAGCGUGCUGCUGCUCAUGACAUAUAUCCGUGACCGGAUGUUUAGCGACGUCCCGGAACGAGGCUCUGGCAUGAACUCGACGAGGACAGCAGAGGUCCUGAACUACCGACUCAACCUCCCACCCAUUGUCACUGUAGCGCAUAUACACUCCUUCACCAACUCUCCCACCUCCAUAGACCGCGAGAUCGCCGAGCUCAUCCGCUCAGGCAAAAUCCGUAAACUCGUUAUACCCGGCAGGAAUGCAGGUCGAGCCGCAGGCCGAGAUGCCGUAGGCGAUUGCCUCGUCCUCUUCUCCGACUGGGAGCGGCUGGUACGCUCUCACCCGGACCUCACAGACGGCCUGAAGGAGAAAUAUGUCACCCUGCUCCGCGCCACUCAGACCUCCAGCAUCGCCAGCAGCGCCCUGACUCACUCCGAGGCCGCCACCCUUACCUCAGCCGGCUUCCUCAUCUCCACCACCGCCUCGGCGCACUCGUCGACCGCAGAUUUCUUCCUCCGGCCCAGCGUCGCCUCCUCCGGCACGCUCUCAUCCCUCGCUUCCGCUGGCUCCAGAGCUGCAGCUGGCACCCUCGAGGCCGUUGGUGGCGUCAACGCGCUCCACAACGUAGGCGGUAGCGGCGGCGGCACCGCGAUAUCCGGCGGCGCGCGAGCCGCCGCAGCGAGCGGGGCGCAGUACAACUUCUCCCUGCCGAAUACGGGGCCCUACCUCCGCCUCCUGACUACCGCGCGGAGCCACUUGGUCACGUUGCUGGGGAAGAGCUCGCGGUACAGAGAGGCGCCUGUUAGCUUAUUGAGGGACCGGUGGGACGGUGGAGUGGCGGAUGACAGUACGGCGACUCAAGCGAAAAAGGUGAGGGGGGAGUUUGUGGGGGUGCUGCCAGGGAGGACGAAGAAGUGGAGGACGUUUUGGGGAUUGAGGUUCGAGUGGGUGCUCGAGGAAGCGGUGGGGAUGGGGUUGGUGGAGGCGUUUCAGACGGGGAGUGUGGGGCUUGGUGUGAGGGUGCCUUGA
Molecule: messenger RNA, 1212 nt
Organism: Coniosporium apollinis CBS 100218
Lineage: Eukaryota; Fungi; Ascomycota; Dothideomycetes
Exons: 1
Coding region: 1-1212 (403 amino acids)
Biological process (GO): positive regulation of Ras protein signal transduction; protein phosphorylation
Molecular function (GO): protein serine/threonine kinase activity
Source: RefSeq, a predicted model, not a curated record